CCUCUCGUCUCCAUGAUCAUCUACUCUUACACUCAGGACCAUCUCGGCAAUUGGUUCGCCAGCGCGCCACCUGUGCAGUACGGCCCUCCGCUCCAGAACUACGUGUGGGAGCGCAACGCAGGCCGCUGGGUGCCCAUUUUCGCGCUAUGGGCUCCGCCGCCGGCGCUUGUGGCAGCGCCGCUGCCUCAGAUUCUCGCGCCGGCACAGCCCGUCGGCCCGGCGGUGCAGUGUCGAUGCGCAGCGCAAGCGCAAGUCCAGCAGCCGCACGCUCAGAUCCAGCAGCCGCAGGCUCAGGUCCAGCAGCCGGACGCUCAGGUGCAGCAGCCGGACGCUCAGGUGCAGACUCUCCUCGAUCUCCAAGAGAAGGCCGAGGCUACGGCCGCUUGGACUCGUCGUGCUCUUCGCGCAGCUCUUCCGCCCGUCGUCGCGCCGCCUGCGCAGAACGCGGCUGCUGCGCUUCACGAGCCGGCCGUCGCUGCAGCUGCCGCCGAUGCUCCACCGUUCGCGCACGUCGUAGAGCUUGACGAGGAAGCGGCUGAGCAGUCGCCUGUGCGCAGCGAGUCCGGUCCCGUGCGCCGUUGUGAGGCUACGGCAGCGCGCGCGCGCAAGCCGUACGAGCGCGCUCCUGAAGCCGCGCGCGCUUUGCAAGGCCGCUUUGACGAGGUACUCCAGCAGCGCGAGGUGCCGCAGGCGCAGGCGCGCGCUGUGAAGGCCGAGCGCAAGGAGCUGCGCCACUUCAAGGAGGAGUGAUGCGCCGGCUCUGCCAGUCUCGCCAUACAUGCCCAGUGCAUCAGCCCAAGGUGCAAGCAACGGGCCGCCUCUGCGGCGCCGGUCUCGGCCAUCGAGCGUCUGGCUCGCGCAU
Molecule: messenger RNA, 862 nt
Organism: Tilletiopsis washingtonensis
Lineage: Eukaryota; Fungi; Basidiomycota; Exobasidiomycetes; Entylomatales
Exons: 4
Coding region: 13-750 (245 amino acids)
Source: RefSeq, a predicted model, not a curated record